CCCGGUUGCCGUAGUGUUGUUGCUGGAACAGGAAACAGAAUUAGCACAUUGUUAGCUGUGCUGCUACUUCUGAAAAGAGCAAUGGCAGAAUACUCUCGUGUGAAAUCGACCAAAUUAGUUUUAAAGGGUCUCAAAACGGGGUAGGUGUGUUCUUUUACUCGGUGCCACUAACUUGAGCAAUUUGUCUCGUUAUUUCCCGCUAAUUCAUUGACAUUUUAUGCUAUACUAACGCUAGUUCAGACUCAGACGUAACUAUUCGUAAACAAACCGCUUUGCUGUCUUUCUUCUAAGUAAACUCAAAAAUCACGAUCACCGUGCGAUUAAAAAAACUGCAUUAUAACUGAACUGAAACAUACGAAGUGCCUGAUUAAUAAGAAAUAAUAACAACAAGGAAACACAUAAGGUCAUAUUAUCACAGACAUUGAUGCACAUAUUAUCAGUCAACCUAAAAGAAAAAACACCAUCCACUGUUUUGUAACAGAUGUCUUGUUUUUUUGCAGGAAGAAAAGGAAGCACAAAGACAAGAAGGGAAAAGCUUCAGAUGACGAGCAAAAACUUGAUAUUGUUGGUAUGUGUGUUUCGUUUAGUUCAUAUUGUUGCAGUGGAUAAUCAUUCAUGAGUAAGACAAGUUACGUUCUCCUAAAGCAGAGACUUUAUAUUGUUUCGUAUGAUAAAAUUGUCAGGAUAGAUGUGAUGAAUGUUUGGUUGAUAGCUAUUGUUUUUUCACCAAGUGAUACUGAAAAUUAAAGAGUAGGUCAGCUGAUGGUCGAAAUAGCUGUUUUAACGUUGUUGUUGAUUUGCUAUUUUUUUACAAUCCAGUUAUACUUCAAGGGAUAUUCGGGCGUAAAAUUAAUUUAGGGUCAAACUCACAGUAACACUGAGUUGCAGUAAAACAACUCACCCACUCUCUUCCAGCAGCCGCUUGUUUGCAGCGAGACCUCAGGCCAGUCUAUUACAGACUACAGCGGGGUGACACAGCUCAAGGAAGAACAUUUAUGAUCAUUUCUUUAUCAUUUCCUUGAAGUAAUAAUCACCAUAUUAAUCAUGUUGCACUGCAGACACGGUAGUUCUUCUGUCUUAGUGUUCAGUCUGAUUGCAUUUCCACGAAGAAAUGAUCAUAAAUGUUCUUCCUUGAGCUGCAUCAACCCCAGGUCUCGCUACAAACAAGCGGCUGUUGGAAGAGAGAGGGUGAGUUGUGUUAAGUCUCUUUGCUAAAGAAACCAGGCAAAGUUAAAAAGAUGUUUGAUGGCUAGUACUAUAGCUGGGACCCUAUAUGUACUGUUGAUGAAGUUAGGUGCUGUUCUGAGCUUUAUUUGUGGCUAUAGAGUGGCGUUUUGGUUGAGGUUUGUGUGUGGCUCCUCAGACCGCUGUGCAUUGCUAUCCUGCAGUCGUUACUCAAGUUGGUAUAACUUGAGAAGCAAGCGGUCGGCAACAUCCAUCUCUCUCGACAGGGUGUCAAACUCAUUGUUACGGUGUGUUUAACCCUAAAUUAAUUUUACGCAGGAAUAUCCCUUUAAAUAUUAGAAAUAAAUUGGUAAGCUUGAAUAACCACUUUAUUGAAUUAAUGUCCUGCUCAAUUUAAAUUGCCUUAGGACUUAGACUUUUAUUCAGCUUCCUGUAAUUGAGGAAAUUAAAAAGUUCUCAGUAUACCUGAGCUACAAAAAAAAAAAAGGAAGACAAAGUCAUGAGUGAUUCCCUUAUACUGAGCAUAUUUGCGCAGCAAUUUUGAACUAGCCGGUAACUGUUUUGAUAUGCCAUCAAGUGGAAAAGGAAAAGCCUGUUAUCGCUCUGUAUUAUUUAAAACCACAACAAACUUACGUAAGCGCUGCUAUUUGGACUUUUGAGUAUAGAAUAUAAAAAAUAUCAAAAGUUUUGACACAGAGGCAGAACCCCAGAAAUUGUCAUCUAAGUGUAAAACCGUACCUUAAUGGCACUGUGGCCGUCAAACUCACAACUGUGCGGUCUGUUAUUACACCUUUUGAUAUGAGUCCGUCUACUCACCAGCUGGCUGGUGGACCAUCAGCAGCUUUGGGGAAAUCAGUGGAACGGUUGCCAUAGAGAUGCAGAACAACUCGUACAUCCAUGCCCUGGAUAGUGGCCUCUUCACGCUUGGAGCACCACACAAAGGUAAGAAGACAUGUCAGGGGGACUUCAAAAUUUGACUGAGUAAUUUCAGAGGAGUCGAGUCAUCCUGGCAGCUUCUUUUACUUUCACUCAAUUUGGUCACUGUUGCUCACAGCAGCAGAGAAUGUAGAGUCGAGGAUAUCUAACUUACAGUACUAGGGUUUUCCAACCAAAAAAGGGUAUUAUUUCUGUACAUGAAUUAACAGCUCGUAAUUAUGUUUACACCAAAGAUUUUUAGUUUCUUCAGGUUCUGGUUUUCUUUUAUAUUGUCUUCAGACUUUUUUUUUUUUCCACUGUUGUGUUUGAAAUAAUUUUCCAGGAACUAUAAGAGAAGGCUAAGGCUUGUCUGUGUCAUAUUUUUGAACAUGAACAUGAUUAUUGUUGUGGUACUUAUAUCAUAUUUUGAUAAAUACUGAUAUCACGGCUAACUUUUUCAAUCAGAAAUUGAUUUUUAUCAUCAAGCCUCACCCACAAUGAUAUAUAAUAACAGGAGGAAAAAAGUGUAGCAGUGUCAUAAUGCAAAACCAACACCAUGUAAGUUAUACUUUAUUCUGCACCUCAUUAUAUCUGGAUUUUAAAUGGGGAUCCAAAUUUUUCAUCUAUCCACUCAUUUCACAGUUGAGGACACCCAAAGAAGUUAAAGCUUAGUUUGAGGUUGCCUUUACUGUCGACUUCAGGCAUUGCGAGGAUGUGGAUGAAGGGGGUGUUUGCCUUCAGUCCACAGAGCAGUAAGCAUUUGAAAUUGUGAAUCCAGACACUAGACUGAAAAGGAUGAACAGAGGUUGAGUUGAGGGUAAGGACAGAGCUAACUCCUGAAUUCUCCCUCACUUCUGCCUUCAGGCACUUCUAAGCGAGUGGUGCUCAUAGAAACAGUCUGCCCGGAAGGAAACACUACCAACAGUUAAUUCAGCCCACGUUUUCUGAGAACCAGCGGAAACAGCUCGGAGAUUGAAACAUCCCAAUUCCCUUUGUGGGUUUUCAUCCUCUGCAUGCACAUAAGCUCAUUUCUGGGAGAUGAAAGAGGACGUUAGCAAGCAGUUUAGAAAUAGAGAUUACAGAUUUACUCCUCUUUACUGGAUUUUCUGCCCCAGCACCACUCAGCGGAUGAUACAGCGUUUAAGAAAGCUGCAGGAAAUAUUCACAUUCACCUGCAGGUCAAAGGAAACAUACUGCUGUCACUGACUGACAUUCUCCAAAGAUUCCACCUUUUGAAAAAGCAGCUUGUGACACUUUUUAGCUCCAUUAAUAAUUCUUCCACAGUGUCUCACAGGCUCUGCUUCCCCUUGACCUGAACGCUGCAUGACGCACGGCAAACUGUGCAAAACUUUGAUUUAUUGUGAAUGUUUUGAAAGUGACCUGAUCACGGGCAGAUCAGUUUUACGAAAUUAUGAGGAACUCAGGCAACAUCUGUAUAAAAUGCAGCAUUAAAAUGCAACACAAUAGUUCCCAUCAUAUCUUAUUCCAAUUAUUCCAAACAUAAAAAGUGUCUCAGUGCUGCUAAACUGGACCCACAUUAGCACAGAGCUACUAAGCCGGAGGCUUUGAAUUAUUAAUUACAAGGAUCCAUAAGUAAAACAUGAAGCAGAUCUCAGGGAUAAACUCAUGAGAGGAAACUAUGCUGAUUUUAAUAAUGGCAUACGACUCUUACAGUGUAAUUUAUUAAAAACGACAUGACUGAGUCUGUGUGGCACAAGCUUUCUCUGUCAAAAGCCAAAAAAAUAAAAAUGUACAAACAACAACAUACAAAUCUGUUAAAAAAAAAAAUCCAAGAUGCUGUAGCAAGAGCUUUUCUUCUCCAGGAGGUAAUCAGUGUUUCAUAUGUUCCAGCUGAUGAAGGACCCGACCCCCCAGAACAGUUUACUGCCGUCAAACUGUCUAACACAAGGUGAGAAAACAAAACUAAACUGCACUUUGUAUUUGUUCCAGACAGAUUAUCACUUGAAUGCAUCAAAACUCUCCAAAUGUCUCUUCAGCUCAGUACUGAUUGUUAUUAAACCCUUCCUGUUAUAAUAAAGACUGUAUGUUCCAACAAACUCCAGAAAUAACAAAUGUAAACUUUCAUGUUUGAUAAACCGUGCCUCUGCACCGUCGCUGAAGACUGAUGUGAGUGUCUUUUGCUGCUGCAGGAUAGCCUUGAAGUCUGGGUACGGCAAGUACCUGGGUGUCAACUCUGAGGGUGUGGUGGUGGGACGCUCUGAUGCCAUUGGUGCCAGGGAACAGUGGGAAGUAGUCUUUGAGGAUGUAAGUGGAUUUCAUCUUAACUUAUUUUGACCUUGGUCCGUACGUAGAUUUAACCCCAGGUGAAUUUGCAUAAAGAAGAGAAAGAGGGACAUUUUUGACAAAUAAAGCUGAACAUUUAACUUAUUAAUGACUUAGUAGAUCAAUGUAAAGUUAAUUUACUACUAUCAUAUUACAAUAACAAUUUCCUAGGUAAAAUAAUCCCCAAAUUUUACCCAUUCCAGCUUCUGAAAUGCGGCUAUUUAAUGCCUGCAUUUGUUGAAUUGUAAAUAUUUAAAAAGCUAAAUCAGGGGUAGUUAGUUGAAAGGCUGAUUCACAAUCAGAUUGACCGGCUUGGUGCUGCAGUAAACCUGUGCAAACAAGCCAGAAAGAAAUCAUCUCAUCCAUAAAGCAUGUGCAUAGGGUUAAAUGCACCACAGACUCUGUGCUGCAGAGCAAUUAGCCUCCCUGUGUGCCGGUGCUGUUAGGAUGCAUUUAAAUGAGCUGUUAUACAUUAAUUCAGAGAAAAAAAUGUGCCUUUUUCUGUGCAUAUGAGCCUCGCUGCAAAAACCACCUUAUUCUCAAAUUCUGUUGCUAAAAGCCAAGUGCAGUUAGAGUAAAAUAUUUACUGUCUGCUGAAAGCUGGUGGUAUUUCAUGCUUACAUUUUUCAAGAUUAUUUUUGAGGGCUUUUAAAGUGGUUACUUAGAUAGGCCAGUAGAUACAAGACAUUUUGUUGCUGGAGGCUGAAGAACAACAGUUUUUUGACUCUGGCCAAGCUAGAGGAACCCAUUUGAAACUGCUAACUUAAAUGGACAUUCAUCACUUUUCAUUCAUUUUAUCAGACAAUAAAAAUCUGAAAAUUAAAGGUUAAGUAGGAGGAUUUUCAGAUGAAAGAUCAAGGAGUUAAGGCAGUAUCACUGUGAAAUACUGGAUUAAAGGUCAUCUUGAUAUGAUGAUAAAUGUACUUAUCAAAAUCUUUUUAUUUCCACUUACAUUCACACGAACAGUAAAAAUAGUGAAAGUGAUUCCACUUUUUUAUUUUUGCAUUGGUGUCACAUCAUGAUAAAAUAGGCUCUCAUAUUUACCCACCAUCCGCUGCCUUUCACGGCUCGCCUCAUGGCUGAUUGGAGUUCAGCCCCUCAGAGAUAACGCUCGGCUUUGGUCCUGAACUACUAAUUCAUUAUGCAGAAUGCAUCUACCUUAUCACUUUAGCACACUUCUCGCCUUGAUGCUUUGUUGAACCUUUAAACAACCUGCCCAGCACAACCUUGAGACUCUUUAACAUCAAAUAUCGGGCAACCUUUCAUGCCUGUCACAACAACCAAUCCCACUGCAAUUCUAUCUAAUCUACUGCCUCCUCUGCUGUGUCUCUUUCUGUUCCGCCUCAGGGCAAAAUGGCUCUCCUGGCAGCAAAUAGCUGUUUCAUCUCCUACAGUGACAGUGGGGACAUCGCGGCCAAGAGCAAGACAGCAGGGGAUGGCGAGAUGGUGAAGGUGAUGUGUAAAUUGUGUUCUUGCGCAAGGUUGCGUGUUAAUCCUUUUAUUUUUAUGCAGGCGAUCUCUGUGGGGACCUGAGACGGAAGGGGAAAAUAUGUGUGACCUCACUUCAGGGGGUUCAACUUAUUGAUAUUUAAUGCAAAACUCCUCUCCCUAACUAUAUUUUCAUCCCUCAAUGGUGAACAGAUCAGGUCGAAUGCAGAACGAGAGGUCAAGCGUAAAGACGACAUCGCAGAAGAAGACAGGGGCAACGUGAAGUCCUGCGAGGUCAAUUAUGUGUAUGUAACCUCCACUAUAUAUAUAACUUAAGUGCUGACUUAGCAAACUAUUGUUAGCUUUUCUGCAUCCGACUCACACAUCCUUUAACUUUUAAACGCCAUUGAGUGCAGUGGACAUUUUUGUUUCGCUUUAAUGUGUGAUUGAAUGAAUGAAUACAAAGUAAGCUUGUUUACAUAUAUGUUAGACUGCAGUAUGUGUGAAACCAAAAUAGGGUAUGCCGAAUGAUGACAGGAAAACAUAAGAAAUAUGAGUUGAAAACAAAGUUUAAAAGUUGUUCAGCCAUUAGCCCCCUGUUGUUUUUGUGUUCUUAGCUAGUACCAGAGACGAUAACACACUACUUGCUAGUUUGCACGACAGCAACUUGACAGCUUUUCUUCGGAUUGAAUAGGCGCAAUGGAUUUCACCACUCAAAACUCGGCAAAGCUGCUAAUAGACACAAUGAAAAGUACAUUUUACUGUUAAUGUAAGGAGCAGUCACCUGGGGUCUCAAGUUUGGGGUUACUGAAGGUCCUCUGAGCGUCUUAGUUGUAAUUCCAGCAUGCUAGAUGAUGCUCCCAAACUGCAUCUCAGAAAUUCAGACUUCCCAGAUCAAAUGAAAUGCACCGUGCCUGUUUUUUCUUUUUCUGUCAGAUAACUGAAGAACUAUUGAGGAAGUCUUAAAGUCCCACUCCCAUUGUUUUUUUUCUUACUACUUAAAAUGUUCUCAGUGGUCUUUAAACUGUGAUUAGGAAGUUUUUAGCCAAAAUCAUGUUACUUGUGUCGUUUUCAAGGGCUUUUCUUCUGCAGAGCUCCAGUAGCUCAUUAGCAAUUCGCCUCUGACUUGUGGGCGGAGACAGCGCUGCUCUACACACUCCUCCUCGAGUUAGCUUGCAGCCUAACAUUGCCGGUGUAGUAGAAGAAACAGGGAACAUUUUAGCUAUUCAACUCUCGGACACUAAUGUCUUUAGGGGCAUGAUGAAAGUUAAUAUCAUAAUUAGCUUUCUUAGGAGCAUUUCAAUUUGCUAACGCACACGCUUGUUCCACGAUCCCCCUCUCUAUUCUCUGAGCCUGGCCUGCACAGCGGGGCUCCGGGGGCGUGGCUUGGAUUGGUUAAGUAGGAAAUCUCACUGUGUCUGAUCCUGCUGUCUGGGUCUGCCAGAGAUUCGCAACGAUUUGAAUGAAGAAAUGCUCAGAAAUGCAAUUUUGCACUUCUUUUCCUCAUGAUAUUUCCUCUAGUAUCAGAAAAAUGCCAUAUAAACAUGUAAAAAAGAAAAACAUGAUUUUCAUCGGAGUGGGACUUGAAACAAAGCAGGAGAGGGAAAAAAAAAAUCCUUCUUUGUUUGCUCUAGUCGCAACCACCAGACACUUUCAAGAGCUCCCCAGCAUAAUAAAGGGUGACAACCAUUGCAACACAGUAAAAUGCUCUUCCACACUACUCCACAGCCUCACAAAUAACCUGAGUGUUAUCUGACAGGGUCAAUACCAAUUAAAAGUUUUACACACAAACACACUGUUGUCUCUUUUUGAACCUGGACUGUUUUCAAAAGGUCCAGAUAGACAACAACAUAUAUGAAUACAUAUACAAACAUAUACAUUAUUUACAUACUGAAAGAUUAAAGCUGCUGUGAGGAACCUCUGGUCUGUGUUGACUUUGGCACCCCCUGUUGACAAAAUAAAACCUCUUUUCUCUUGUCCUUGCAGUGAAAUUUUCAGCCUUCUUGCAGAUGGUCUUGUUUACUUUCUUAAAGACGCAUCAGUAUCAGUUUCAGUCUGUUUCUGAAACAGUUAAAAACUCCUCAGUGUCUUUAGGUCUUUUGUUGAUUUGUCCGCCCCUGUUUAAGUGUUCGAUAAUUAGAUAUGAGCGUUGAUUUGCAGACAAAGUAUUUCUUUAAGCACUAUUUUUCUUUACUCUGCUCUGAAAUUUGCAUCUGUGCUCGAAUUUGUGUUCCGCAACAGCUUGACAUUGUGCUGUUCAUCUGUCAACCACCUUUAAAAUUGGUGCCAAAGCACUUUGUUCUGAUUGAAGAGGAAAACGAUGUGAUUUUCUUCCCAUUAUCCCCCCCUCUGUGUCAGUCCGCCAUGACAAGAAGUUGACAAGAAAAUCACAUCUCUGGAUGUAGGAUCACGCUUUAAAGUUAUCCCUCAUCUGUCCUGCCCCUUAAAGAUGCAGCUGAGGGUCUGCUGGUAGAGGAAGGGGGGUUGAGAAAACAGGCAUCACCACAUUUUAGCGUCCAAUACUCUGAUUGUUUUAUAUAUGGCCCAUCUGUGGCCUAUUAAGACUCAGGCAAUACAUCCAGAGCUGUUGUUUGCUUGGCAUGCUUUGGCUUGGCUUGUUUUCCCACUCUAUUAUUUGUUUUAGAUGAACGCAGAGGAAACAGACUCAUCAUGUUGACAUGUUGAUAAUGGCUGCCCUUGAGCCCGUGUCUUGAUGUAGUGUUAAGUGUCUAAAAGGCCUUUCAAGAUGGAGUGCAGCAGGGUAAUCAUAAAACACAAACAGAGGAAAGAGGAAGUUAGUAUCAGGUUCCUUUUCUGACAAGAUGGAGUGUUUGUUUAGAGCGCUCUCAGGGUGAAAUCUAAAUAUAAUGAAAUGAUCAUUUAAAAUAAUAAUCUAAAUAUCUUAAAGGCAAGUUUGGUGAUGUUAUUUAACAGUGUGUCUGUGUGUGUAUCAAGUGGUGGGUCAUUCCUUUUUUUAUACUACGUUUCUAUUAAUAGUACCUUGUGUUGUGUGUUACAGUAAAAAGUUUCAGAGUUUUCAAGAUCGGCGGCUCAGGGUGAAUGAGGAAGACUCCUCCUCGCUAAAGAAAGCCAGAACGGAUGGGAAGUUCCACGAAGCUUUGCUUGACAGGUCUGAAAAUAAGCUCAUCAAAUAUUUUCUCUCAAACCCUUCAUUUGUAUUUCUGGUGUCAUCAAUCCUCCUUAAGUUCAUACUUUGUGGUAUAAACAAAAUAUAUAUGCAGAGAUAUUAAAAACAGCUCAGUUUUUGCUGCACAUGGAAAAUAUUACAGUUUAGCGCUUUCAGUUAAAUACACUGCCAAUAAACGACUGGAAAUAUGAGGGCAUUAAAUCUAAACGCUCACAAUCCUCAUUUUAAUGUAAAGGAGCCGCACUGUCUGAAAAUGGAAAGAUUUGCUGCAACUGUAUCACAGGAUUCAGCAGUUGUAUUAUUCAAACUCGUGAAAAACUCAGUAGUUGGUUUUUCAAUUAACCUUGUGCUGUUAGAAGUAGGUGUUGACACAAUUACAUUUGAGAAUUCACUCAAGUGAUAUUCUCUCACCUGUACACUUAAUUUAUAAUGAUAAAUGAGCAUAAUGACUUUAUUAGGUAAAUAAAUGUUUCCAAUGAAAUUAACUUGUAAUUCUUUAUUUCCAUCACAGGAGAAGCAAAAUGAAAGCAGACCGAUACUGCAAGUGAAGAUGGUCCACGUCUUUGUUAAAUGUCUGGAUUAUACAAGUCUGGCCAUUUGAUCAGACUUUUAAUGUAAUUCUUUGUUGUUUUUUAGUUUCUGAAUAAAAGCACAUGGUCAAAGCA
This is a messenger RNA of Xyrichtys novacula (pearly razorfish), 9624 nucleotides long. The record is from the annotation of a GenBank genome assembly. NCBI's taxonomy places the organism in Eukaryota, Metazoa, Chordata, Actinopteri, Labriformes, Labridae.